Eufriesea mexicana is the source of this 4732-nucleotide messenger RNA. RefSeq lists its product as uncharacterized. Gene Ontology annotation, molecular function: heme binding; peroxidase activity. The record is from RefSeq and is a predicted model, not a curated record. Gene Ontology annotation, biological process: response to oxidative stress. The coding region runs from base 1 to 4677 and encodes 1558 amino acids. The transcript has 11 exons. Lineage: Eukaryota; Metazoa; Arthropoda; Insecta; Hymenoptera; Apidae.
AUGUCGGAGGGCUGCACGAGCUGCAGGGGUGCGAACUAUGCAGGCACCACGCUGCAGCUAAGCUCGGCUUCCGGUGGCGGGGCCGGAAGCGGGUCCUCCGGGUCUGGGAGCUCUUGCACCACCACCAGAAGAGUUCAGGUACGCGCGAAAGUGUUGUACGGAUCUGGCAAGGCGAUCGCGAGCUUGCAAGCACAGGAGAAAGCUGCCAGGGUCCUCGCUCUUCUCUCCUCGGCUCCAUCGAAGGCAGCUACGAACCAUGAGACACGCGAAUCAGGGUACACAGAAGCAUCCUCAAACACGACGAUCCAAUUAACGAACGAUUCUAGUAAUGACAAAGGCUUGGAUGUAGACCACGGUGUCUCAGAACCGAUAGAAACUUUAUUUAUUCCGGAGGAUCCGAGUGAGUACGAGCAGAUUCUGCAUUACGUGCGGAGAAUAUUCGAGCGAGUGGAGCAAUCGAUUAGCCCGUUCGAUCGGGAGAUUCCAAAGAAUCUAGAAGGAAAUGUAGCCGGCGAUAGGACCGACGAGGAUCGAUUUUCGAAGCUGGAAGACCUUCGGGAGAGGAAUUCGAGGCCGUCAGAGAGGGAAGAGGACGAGGAAAAAUAUUUGCAGAGAAAUCCCGAGGGAGGAGUUUCUCCGAGGACAACCGUGGAGAAUAAUAGAAAGGACGAGGUAACUCCGAUGGAAAGAAAUAACUAUGACGUUCACUAUAAUGGGAAAAGCGACCCCGAUGAGGAGGACUUAUUGGAAGUGGCUAAUUUCGGGUUAGAUGCCAUGAAGGACUUGUACACUGUUAAGGAGCCGAUGCUUUACUCCAUGGGUCUUUAUCUCGAUUCCGACAACCCUGCGAGGCACGUGGCAAUUUUCAACGACCAGACAGAAGAGGCAAGAACUCUAGCCAAGUACGGGUUCGCCGUUCUUCAGAGCACCGCGAUGUUCAGAAGAAAGUUCCCAAAUAUCCCGACAGACUCGCUCCUCUCUCGUCGGAGUCAAAGCAAUCCACUUCAACGUAGUUGCCCAAACAGAGGAGUUCCCAACUGUCCAGCGGCUAGUUUGAGAUACAGAACCUCCGAUGGAAGCUGCAAUAACCUGCAGAAUCUAUGGUGGGGCUCUGCCAUGUCUCCUAUGCAAAGGUUCUUGCUUCCGGUCUACGAUGAUGGAAUUCAAAGCGCGAGGAAAUCGGUAACCGGUAGACCACUACCCAGUGCGAGACAAGUGACCACGGUGAUCCACGAGGACAGAGAUGUUCCUCUUGAAUCUGUUACGCAUAUGCUAAUGCAAUGGGGGCAGUUUGUCGACCACGAUUUGACAGCUACUGGACAAAGUAGAGGAUUUAAUGGCAGUAUACCGCAAUGUUGCCUGAAGUUUGGCUCUGGUUUUCAACCACCGGAGUUCAUGCAUCCCGAGUGUCUACCUAUAUCAGUAACUUCGCAAGACAGUUUCUUCGGUCCUCUGGGAGUUAGAUGUCUAGAAUUUGUUCGAAGUGGUCCAGCACCGAAAGAAAACUGCGAAUUCGGCCCCAGGGAACAAUUAUCGCAAGUGACAAGUUAUCUGGAUGCUUCACCGGUAUAUAGCAGCAACGCUUUUCAAACAGACAGUCUACGAUUAUUCCGAAACGGUCUACUGCAGUAUGGAAGGAUUCAGUCACAGAGACCAGUACUACCGAAACUGCAUUCCGAUCUCUGCAGACAUGGAUCGUUAUCCACGAGCUGCUUUAGAGCUGGCGAUGGCCGACUUGGGGAGCAACCUGCACUCACUUCUCUUCACGUGGUUUUUUUGAGGCUUCACAAUAGGGUAGCUACGAAACUUGCUGCGUUGAAUGCUCAUUGGAGUGACGAGAAACUAUUUCAAGAAUCACGGAGGAUCGUUGGAGCUAUUGUCCAACACAUCACCUACAGAGAGUUCCUGCCUAUUGUUCUUGGUCAAGACGUGAUGAAAAUAUUCGACCUCGAACUUCUGAAGAAAGGCUACUACGAAGGCUACGAUCCAACUGUGAAUCCAACUAUCGCCAACGCAUUUUCUACGGCUGCCUAUCGCUUUGGGCAUUCCCUAGUUCAACACAGCUUUAUUCGGUUCGACAGUGAUCACCAACCUAUCUUCAAUAAUGUCUCCAUCCAUAAUGAGUUCACUAAUCCUGUAAACUUAGAAACAGCAGGAUCGGUAGAUCGUCUCCUUCUUGGCCUAAUUAAUCAGCGUGCCCAAAGAAGAGACGAGCAUAUAACCGAAGAGCUAACCAACCACCUUUUCCAAACUCCGAACUUUCCUUUCGGAAUGGAUCUAGCCUCUAUCAACAUUCAACGAGGCAGAGAUCACGGAAUUCCUCCAUACGUCCAAUGGCGAGAACCUUGUGCUUUAUCUCGCAUAAGAGACUUUGAUGAUUUGGAUAAAGUAAUGCCACCAUCCACGGCCAGGAGGUUUCGAUUAGUUUAUUCAUCAGUAGAGGAUAUUGAUUUAUUCACUGCUGGGCUGGCAGAAAAAUCAGUGAAGGGUGGUUUGGUUGGUCCCACUUUUGCUUGUAUAAUUGGCCAACAAUUCAGUAAUAGUCGCCGAGGGGACAGAUUCUGGUACGAAAAUUCUGGACAAGAAAGCACCUUUACACCUGGUCAACUUCAGCAAAUUAGACGAGUUACUUUGGCUCAAGUUCUCUGCGCAACGAUGGAUAACAUCGAAACUCUUCAACCAUUCGUCUUUUUGACACAGGAUACCAUGAAGAAUCAACGAUUAUCUUGCAACGACCCGGCUAUUGGUCAGUUGAAUUUAGACUUCUGGGCAGAGAGACCACCACGUUUCAAAGGACUUGGGAUCUUAGAUAAAAUAAAGCAGAAAAUUACUUCAUCUAGCGUGAGCACUCCAAAGCCUACUUCGUCUUCUGAAAGCCCUAAGGAGAAACGAAUAAACGUGCCUCUUAAUUUAAAUCCUCCAAAAGUAAGUAUCCAUCAGCAAAACAGGAUCGUUGUGAAGAAACCUCUUGGUCCUUCGGAUAACGUUACCAUAGUUGUACAAAAUAAUGCCAUUAACUCUCCAGUUUUCGUAAACGAUGCCAUUUAUGGGUCCAGCAUCAAAAUAAAUCCUUCACUGAACCAACAAACACGGGCGAAGCCAGCCCUUCAAGAAUCGUUACGGAUCCCAAUCUAUUCGCCACAAACAAAACCCAUAUCAACGACACAUUCACCGGUAAACUAUAUCGGUCGUCCUUAUAUUCCUUAUACAUUCGACGAUCCAAAUAAUCCAAAUCCCUUAAGUCAAGGAUUCCAACCAGGUUACAUACCUAACGAUGUGGUCUUCGAGAGUUUCCCCGGAACCAGUCCCAGGCCGACUUUGUAUACCUACUACACCAAUUUUCAAAAACCAACUACGCAGCAACCUGCUCAGAAUGUGGAUGAUUAUACGAUAAAUUACAAACCACAGGACCAUGGAACUAGACCAACUUCCUGGCCUGAAUCACAGUAUCAUAAUCGUCCACCGUCUAGACCUCCUUACAGCUCAUCAGAGCAGUUGCAUGAGAAUCAAGGGUACGGGACAAAUAUUUGGCAGAAAUUACAAUAUCGACCACCAAGUUUGGUUAAUCAACCGAGUAAUGCUGGUUAUGGAAUCUCGCAAGAUUAUACAAACAGACCUACCAGUCCAUUGCCUCAACAGGGUUAUUUAAAGGAAUCCGAAGACAGAUACACCACUUGGCCCAGCGUUUCUUUCGAUAAGAAGACAGGAAACAAUGCGAAUAAUCAGCAAUAUUCGAGUAGACCUCCUUAUCAGGCGGGACUUAAUAAGAAACCUAUCCAAGCUAGCUCCAAUGAUUGGUUCACUAAUUACGGUGCAAGUUAUCAAACCGAACUUCCUGGUAAACUUACUGUAAGCGAAACUGAGAAAGAAGGCACUGUUAAUCCCAACAGUGUUUAUGUGAGCUCCUCUGCAAGACCUACUCCAAUAUAUGACGAAUCCAAUAAAGAUACAAGCGGAUUUUAUAGCACGAGCGAUUACAAUAUCGCGCUUCACUCGACUCCUAUUUACAAGCCUGCACAGAACGAUUAUCAGUCUAGUUACAUACCUGAAAAUUCUUAUCACACUCUCGCACAAUCUAAGCCAUCGAAGAUACACAGUGUAACAAUUGUCACGGAGCCUUCGGAAACGAUGAGUCAAACCGGACACGAUAUCGACAAACUUGAGAACCGAGUUACCAGCGAAAUUCCCAAACCAUUGGCUGUUCAGGCCGGCAACAGUAGAGUGAGGAAACCUGGUCAGUAUUACUACGAAAAGAACGUGUUGCAUCGAUAUCCAGAUAAGCCAGACGAUCAGAAAGGGGCGUAUAAUGUCGAACAGAGACAUAAGACAUCUACUGACGAGGUAUUGAUCGACGAAACCCUUAUCGACACUUCCAUGAGGAAUCAACAGCUUAUCGAAUCAAGAAAUCAGAACAGUACAAACAAGGAAACAAUGAAUGAAACGAGAAAUGAGUUGUCUGAUACUAUAACAGGCGAUGAUAUGGAUCAAAGCUUCGAUGAAGCUUUCUCCAGAGAAAUUGAAGGUGUUGCGUCGGGCUACAGAACAAGUCACUGGCUGAAUCCACAGGAAGACUCGAGCUUGCCGUCAGCUAUGGAGAUGCCAAAAAUCCCAUCGGACAAAUCCACCGCCGCCAAGGAAUUGCCUAAGCCUAUGAAGCUGAGAAAUUACGCUACCUAAAGUCCCCCUACGUAUAAUCCCAUUCCUCGGUAGCAUUCUUAAUUCUUAAUUCCAA